CUAUAAUAUUUGUAUUCAUCAGUAAUGAAUACUUUACUAUAAUAAAAAUUUGUUUUAUGUAUUCUACGAAAUAAAUUAAUUUUGUACUUCGCAAUGCGAAGUUUAUGUGAUAUUAUUAAAACAUGGGUUUUUUGGAGGAUACAUUCGUGAUUCUUAUCACACAGGUGGAAAUUUAUUUCCACUAAUAAAAAUAGGUUAUUGCCGGUAUUCGUAGAUGUUACACAAUUAGAUUAUCUUCUUCUUAGGAGGAUGGGUAUUUUUUGUAAAAAAAUUAUUUCGAGACUAUGAAGUCCAUCAUCGAUUAGUACAACUAAUUUUUUCUACUACAUUUUCAUUAUCUUGUACCAUGUUUGAACUAAUUAUUUUUGAAAUAAUUGGAGUUCUUGAUUCUAGUUCUAGAUAUUUUCAUUGGAAUGUUGGUCUGUACAUGCUUUUAUUUAUGGUGAUUGUUUUAAUUCCAUUUUACAUAGCAUAUUUUAUUAUUAGCAAUAUUAGAUUUGUAAGAUUGAAAUUAAUAAGACCAUUAACAGUCAUUGUGUAUUUUUUUUAUCUUUACUUAUUUUGGAAAGUGGGAGAUCCUUUUCCAAUUUUAAGUCCAAAAAAGGGUUUAUUGUCCAUUGAACAAGGUGUUAGUAGAAUAGGAGUUAUUGGUGUCACUGUUAUGGCAUUAUUAUCAGGAUUUGGUGCUGUAAAUUAUCCAUAUACCUCAAUGGCUUACUUUAUGCGACCUGUAACAUAUGCUGAUGUACAGGCUAUAGAGAAACGAUUGUUACAAACAAUGGAUAUGAUUGUUGCUAAAAAGAAAAGAAUAGCAUUAGCUAAGAAAGGAGAAGUUGUAGGACAAACUGAAGCUCGGUCUCGACUUUGGGGGAUGUUUGGUCCUUUAAGUGGAAAUAAAAGUAAUCAAGAAAGUAUUAAACAAUUACAAACUGAAGUAAUAGCAUUAGAAGAAUUAUCUCGUCAAUUAUUUUUAGAAGCACAUGAUAUUCAAAAUGCAAGAGAACGUUUGGAAUGGGCUGCUACUUGGCAAGGAAAAUAUUUUAAUGUUUUAGGAUAUUUUUUUUCUGUAUAUUGUACUUGGAAAAUAUUCAUUUCAACAAUUAAUAUUGUUUUCGACCGCGUGGGAAAAAAGGAUCCCGUAACUAGAGCAAUUGAAAUUGCAGUACAUUGGAUUGGUUUUGAUAUUGAUGUUACAUUUUGGUCUCAACAUAUUUCUUUUUAUCUCGUUGGUUGUAUUGUAUUAACAUCAAUUCGCGGUUUAUUAUUAACACUUACAAAAUUUUUUUAUGCUAUAUCAAGUAGCAAAUCUUCAAAUAUUAUUGUACUUAUACUUGCUCAAAUAAUGGGCAUGUAUUUUGUAUCAUCUGUACUUCUAAUGCGGAUGAACAUGCCUGCAGAAUAUCGGAUUAUAAUAACUCAAGUUUUAGGAGAAUUGCAAUUUAAUUUUUAUCAUAGAUGGUUUGACGUUAUAUUUUUAGUAUCCGCAUUAUCAUCAAUAGUAUUUUUAUAUUUAGCUCACAAACAAGCACCUACAGAACGUAUUUAAUCUAAUAAAACAUUUUUUUUAAUGAAAUCAAGAAA
This is a messenger RNA of Apis cerana (Asiatic honeybee), 1581 nucleotides long. It is a transcript of the gene GPHR, whose product is annotated as golgi pH regulator. Gene Ontology annotation, molecular function: voltage-gated monoatomic anion channel activity. Gene Ontology annotation, biological process: intracellular pH reduction. Gene Ontology annotation, cellular component: Golgi cisterna membrane. Lineage: Eukaryota; Metazoa; Arthropoda; Insecta; Hymenoptera; Apidae. The record is from RefSeq and is a predicted model, not a curated record.